ACAAACACAAGAAGAGAAACAGAGCAACUAGAGGUCAACCUGCAUCUAAAAGAGAAGAGACACUCUAUUGAAGGCAAAUAAUGACCAUAUUUUGCACAUAAAGUACAUUUAUAAAAACUAAAGGACAUCUAUCUCCAGCUAAAAUAACCGUCUGUACCUCUCAUCCACAUUCUACAUUCAGACACUUUUUUUCUAUUAGGAGAGCACAAACACACAGAAGACAACAUGAGGACGAUAAUUAUUAUGACAAUCUUUCUCUUCAUAAUGACGUGUGUAGUUGUGGGUUCAACCCACAGAAAAAUCAGGAAGAAGAGAGCAUGGGUCGUUGACCCGUUCACUAUAGAGGAAGAAAGUCCCGGGCCUUUCCCAUAUGUACUUGGCACAGUAAACCUGGAGCAAAGUCAAGCGUUAAUGUUCUAUCUCACAGGCAGAGGUGUUACUGAGGAGCCUGAAGACGUGCUGAGUAUCAACAAUACCACUGGUGAAAUUUUCGUGCAUAAGAAGGUCGACUAUGAGACCCAUCAAUCUCUCUCGCUCAAGAUUGAAGCAUGGGAUAUAAAUCACAACCUGUAUGACCUCCGUGUUGAGGUCAGGAUCUUGGACAUUAAUGAUCACGCUCCUGCUUUUAGAAAUAAAUACUAUGAAACAACGCUCAGUGAGUCUGUACUUCAAGGUGAACUGGUUACGACAGUCUCUGCUUCGGAUAGUGACGACUCAGAUACACCCAAUGGGAUCUUCACAUUCACACUCGAAUCUGUCACCCCAAAAACAGAUAAUGUGGAAUUUUACAUCAAACAGAACAAGGACACAGGAAGUAUUUACUUUAAAGGCUGCUUGGACUAUGAGGAAGCACAGAACUAUACUCUCCUGAUCAAAGCCACAGAUAAUGGAGACAAAGUGCAGCUGUCCAGCACAAGCACAGUGGUCCUGAACAUCAUCGACAAAAACAAUAACCUCCCUGAAAUCACUAAUCACACUGGUCCAGGAAAGAUAAAAGAACAAGAGUUUGGAGUGGAAGUUCUGCGCUUGAAGGUUAGCGACAACGACAGUCCAGGUUCACCAGCCUGGAAAGCUAAAUUUACUCUUCAUGGUGAUCCGGAAAACUAUUUUAAAAUCCACACCGACCCCAACACUAAUGACGGAAUCCUGACUGUUAUAAAGGCAAUGGAUUAUGAGCAGCAAACUUCAAGAAAUGUGUCAGUCAGUGUGGAAAAUGAGGAGCUCUACUUCUUCUGUAAGAUGGAAACUCCUACUCCACCGGGCGUAUGGGAUGGCAUAGGUGCACCUAAACUUUAUACAGUCACCAUCACUGUCGAGGACGUCAAUGAGCCUCCAGAAUUUGUACCACCUGUUAGAAGUAUAAUGUCCCUGGAGAACACAGACAUAGGAACCCACUUGGUCACCCUUACAGCCAUAGACCCGGAUAAGACAUAUGGCAACUCAUUUCACUUUGUUAAAGGAGAAGAUAAAGAUAACUGGGUGAACGUAGAUCCAAAAACUGGCCAGGUCUCCGUGGCCAAGAAAAUGGACAGAGAAUCACCAUUUGUGGAAAAAAAUGCCUACAGUGUCAUCGUGUAUGCUGUAAAUAAUGAUCAGCCUCCACAGACCGGUACAGGGACGCUGAUCAUCCAUCUAGUAGAUCAGAAUGAUAAUGUACCAUUUUUGAAGGUGAAUACAGUGAGUAUGUGUUUAUCGGACAAGGAAACCAUGACUAAAAUCACUGCCGUAGACCAGGACCUUCCACCAUACGGCGCACCAUUUCACUACGAGCUCCUGGGCAAUGUUAAGGGAAAAUGGAGAAUUGAACCACAAGAUGGGACGACUGUGAACCUAGUCCGAGAAAACACAGUCUAUUCAGGCCAUUACCAGAUUCCGAUCAAAAUAUUGGACAACCAGGGCUAUGGUUUGGUCCAAAACCUGUCCAUCACCGUGUGUAACUGCACCAUCACACCCAACUGCCAUGUUAGCAGGUCUUUCACAACCCGACCAAGCCUUAGCACCAUUGGGAUAAUUAUCUUUGCUUUCCUGGUUCUGCUAGGAACCCUCCUAAUGGCACUUCAGCUCUGCAAAACAAAGAAAAUUAUGAUCAUGGAGGAUGAUUUACAAAAUGGGGCUCUCAUUGUAUCCAACAUCGAGAUGCCCGGCACAGACUGUCAGUGCCUCUACAAGCUCCAGACUCCACAAAUAGCUCAGCAAUUAUGAGCCGCACUUCUAUGCAUAUGAAGGAGAACUGAUCUUGACAAAACCCUUGACACCUGGCAGACAUCCUCACAAAUCUAGAUUUAUAUUUUACCAAUCUGGCAGCUGUGUGCAGCCCUGAUUUAAUGUCAUCUCCCCCCAAAAAAUUAGGAUAAUGUGUGUCUGUGUGUGGAUUGUCUUCAUUUGUAAUCAGUGGAGCAAUUCAAACUUAGGCAAGGACUUUCUAACCAAUUAAUGGAAUAAACUCAGGACAAAUCUUACUUUAAAGGCCUCAAAGUGCAGUCAGACCAAACACAAAUGAUAUCUGCUUGGCAAAAAAAUAACUCACUUCAGAAAAAAAGAUAGCAGAAACACAAACAAGGAGCUUCACAUUAACCCAACCAAGUUCAUCUUGGUCAGCCAUGAAACUGUGAACUGCAAAAACAGGAGCCAAAAAAAAAUGAGAGACUGUGGUGUCUACUUUCUACAAAAUAACCUGAGAACCUAGUAUUUAGUAGCAGUCAAACAGGACUUUUACCAACUUGCAUUUUUUUUAUGCAGCUUACCACUCCCUCAAAAUAAAGACAUGAUGUGACUUCUGCUUUUUUCAAAGAAGACAUCCACUGAAAGCUCUAUUUUUGCUCAAAUAUAAUUUAUUGUUGAACGCUGAUGUGUUGCUAUGUCGGUUGGCCAUAAGCCAAUUUUAUCCAUUGUACAUUGUUUCUACUUUUCCCUUUUGUUGAUAUUUUUGUAGUCAGUAAUAAUUGCACCUGUACUGAUGUUCAAAAUAUGCCAUCACAGUGGUGAUAAUGCUUGCCAAGUCUGCCUCUCAUGAUAUUUUCCUUACUUUAAGCAUAGUCUUAAAAGUCCAGUGCCAUUUAAGUGUUGUGUAAACUCCAGUGAAAUCCACCCAAAUCCAUUUAAAAUAAUACUAACCUAUUUAAAAAAAUCCAUUUAUUGUUUUCACUUUUCACUUUCUUUCUCAGUUGAUCUUCCUUUGAUGCUCCUUAAAUUUACAUAGUUUGCAUGGUCAUAUUUAUUACUGUUAUAUUUCAUUUACUACACGUUAAAUUAAACGGCAGUUAAACCAAUAAAUAGCAGUUGCUUUUAGACAGCAUUAGUGUCUGUCAGUGGAGUCAGAAAUGAAUCUUUAAAUGCAAUUUUCUCCAUUUUUUUCCAGAUUAACCCGAUUUUAAACUUUAAUUGUGGUUGCAA
Molecule: messenger RNA, 3393 nt
Organism: Pangasianodon hypophthalmus (striped catfish)
Lineage: Eukaryota; Metazoa; Chordata; Actinopteri; Siluriformes; Pangasiidae
Product: cadherin-like protein 26
Exons: 13
Coding region: 226-2202 (658 amino acids)
Biological process (GO): homophilic cell-cell adhesion; cell-cell junction assembly; calcium-dependent cell-cell adhesion
Cellular component (GO): adherens junction; catenin complex; plasma membrane
Molecular function (GO): cadherin binding; calcium ion binding
Source: RefSeq, a predicted model, not a curated record